This is a messenger RNA of Nelumbo nucifera (sacred lotus), 995 nucleotides long. Its product is annotated as small ribosomal subunit protein eS8. NCBI's taxonomy places the organism in Eukaryota, Viridiplantae, Streptophyta, Magnoliopsida, Proteales, Nelumbonaceae. Gene Ontology annotation, biological process: translation. Gene Ontology annotation, molecular function: structural constituent of ribosome. Gene Ontology annotation, cellular component: ribosome. The record is from RefSeq and is a predicted model, not a curated record.
ACUUUUAAAAGCUUGACUCCUUCCCUACCUUCUUACUCUCUGGGAAAACCCUAGACUUCGAAACGCAGAGCACAAACCCGAAAAUCUUUUCUCUGCAAAGAUGGGUAUUUCUCGCGAUUCAAUGCACAAGAGACGUGCCACAGGAGGGAAAAAGAAGGCUUGGAGGAAGAAGCGAAAGUACGAGCUCGGGCGCCAACCGGCGAACACCAAGCUAUCGAGCAACAAGACAGUUCGGAGGGUUAGGGUUCGAGGAGGUAACGUGAAGUGGCGUGCCCUGAGACUCGACACUGGCAAUUACUCAUGGGGAUCUGAGGCAGUUACCAGGAAGACUCGUAUCCUGGAUGUCGUCUACAACGCGUCGAACAACGAGUUGGUGCGUACUCAGACCUUGGUGAAGAGCGCAAUUGUUCAGGUCGAUGCGGCUCCCUUCAAGCAGUGGUACCUCCAGCACUAUGGUGUUGACAUCGGGCGUAAGAAGAAGAGCUCCGCGUCCGCUAAGAAAGAAGGAGAGGACGGUGAGGCUACUACUGAGGAGGCAAAGAAAAGCAACCAUGUUCUGAGGAAACUUGAGAAGCGUCAACAAGGUCACAAACUUGAUCCUCACAUUGAAGAGCAGUUCGGCAGUGGACGUUUAUUAGCUGCAAUUUCAUCUCGGCCUGGUCAAUGCGGUCGAGCUGAUGGAUAUAUCUUAGAGGGCAAGGAGCUGGAGUUUUAUAUGAAGAAGAUCCAGAGGAAGAAGGGGAAGGGUGCAGGUGCUGCCUGAGAUUUUCAUUACACAACAUUUUUGUUAGCCAUGGUUGAGUUUAUAACACCCCGUCUCAUGGUUUUCAUUUGAUAGUUUGACUCUUUAAUCAAUUUAAAUGCAUUCUAGUAGAUCCGAACAGUUUUCACUUGGUUAAAAGACAAGACUAGUUACUCAUUUUCAAUAUUUAUAGUUUCUCUAAAUUCACAACCCAUAUAUGCUUGAAUUAAAUUUUGUUUUGGUAGACGCUGAA